This is a messenger RNA of Zalophus californianus (California sea lion), 3058 nucleotides long. It is a transcript of the gene CAPN10, whose product is annotated as calpain 10. Gene Ontology annotation, biological process: proteolysis. Bases 956 to 2671 code for a protein of 571 amino acids. Lineage: Eukaryota; Metazoa; Chordata; Mammalia; Carnivora; Otariidae. Gene Ontology annotation, molecular function: calcium-dependent cysteine-type endopeptidase activity. The record is from RefSeq and is a predicted model, not a curated record. Gene Ontology annotation, cellular component: cytoplasm. The transcript is spliced from 9 exons.
CUAAGUGGAAAUCAAGACGUCUGUCUUUCAAAGCUGGUGUCUGGUGUGUGAGCUUCCCCUGCCACCUGUCCUUCUCUGGAGGGAAGGUCCUUUUCCCUUGACUUUUUUCUUCUUUCUCCUCGACUUACGAGUAGGGCGAGGCUGCGAGGGCGAGGCUGGAGCCUCUGCCAGGGCAGCCGCCACCCGGAGACUCGAGAACCUGGUGGUGGCGGCAUCUCCGGCCUGGCCGGCAGCCUGGCAAAAUCAAACUCAGGUUUUCAUUUGAGUGAUGUCCACGCUCGUUACAGGAAGUUUCUUGAAAGGAAGAAACCCCACACGCAGAACUAUUUUUCUGUGGCCCUCGGGGCUUUUCCGCAAACAGGUGUGGUGCCGCACAUGACAUUGCACUUUCUCAGGCGCCAAGCACACCGACCACUGCUGUCUCAUUCCGUCAGUGAAGCCGCCAUGUUUUCUUACUCUUUCCCUGAAUGCCGGGCAAUUUCGCACAUUACAGAUGGCAUUACUGAACAUUUUCAUGUUUGACAGUGUUCACAUUUAGGAUGAUUUUCAUAAUGGGGUUUUUGGCCCAAGAACCCAGACACCGAGGUAAACGGGUGCGUGUGGACAGCGAGCGCUGCCGACCUGGGUGAGGGUCGGGGCCGCCCCCACGCUGGGGAGGUGAGGGAAGCCCGCAGACAGCCAUGCAGACCGUGCGGGACAUGGUGUCCGAGCUCUACCUGAGAGUGGGGCAGGGCUCAUCCUUAGCGCUCCAGGCUUCGCUGACACCCCCAGGAGGAGGGGGUGCUGCUGGUGCGCAGCUGGAUCCCACAGAGGUGUCAGCGCAGACACCCAGAGUGGUGGCUACAACGCCAUUCUAAAUAAAGCUUUUAAAGGCAUUCCAGAAGUUUCUCCUCCUCUCUGGACCGCCCCCACCCCCCCACCCCCCACCCCCCCCCCCACCCCCCCGCUUCCGCAGAUGGGGCUCCAGGCACCAUCUGGCUCCUCCCUUUCCGCAUGGUUUGACCCAGGGCUCUGGGGGCUCUGGCAAGCGGGGUUGUUUGCUCUCUGGGGCCUCCAGUCUCCCCCCCCCCAGCAGUGUUUGGUCCCACGGCCCCCGGCCGUGCGUGCCCCACCCCCACCCCGCGCCGGCUGGCCUUGCCUGGAGGGGACUGCUCUUCCUGCCUGUCCCAGACCUGCUGCUGACAACGCUUAUAGCCGCACAUUUGAGAACCGGCCCAGCACCAGGCACCCUGCGCUGCCAUAUCGGCCAGCCAGCUGUCCUCACUCAUCCACCCAGGCGGGGACCAAGGUGCCGAGAAGGGAAGGACCUGCCAGGCCCUUGGCAGCCGACCACAGUCCGCACCCAGGUGCCAGGGAGCUGGGGGAGUUCCAUGCCUUCAUUGUGUCAGAUCUGCGAGAGCUCCAGGGGCGGGCUGGCCAGAGCAUCCUGCUGCUGUGCAUUCAGAAUCCCUGGGGCCGGCGUUGCUGGCAGGGGCCCUGGAGAGAGGGGGGCGAAGGGUGGAGCCGGGUGGACCCAGCCGAUGAGUCUGAGUUGCUGUCCCAGCUGCAGGAAGGAGAGUUCUGGGUGGAGGAGGAAGAGUUCCUCCAGGAGUUUGACGAGGUCACCGUUGGCUUCCCGAUCACGGAGGCCGGCCACCUGCAGAGCCUCUACUCAGGAAAGGCGCUGUGCCACACUCAGGAGCUGCCUGGGGCCUGGGUCAAGGGGCAGUCGGCAGGAGGCUGUCGGAACAACAGCGGCUUUCCCAGCAACCCCAAGUUCUGGCUGCGGGUCUCAGAACCGAGCGAGGUGUUUGCCGCUGUCCUGCAGAGACCCAGGGUGUGCGCCGCGGGCCAGGCAGGCCGGGCUCGGGCUCCGGUGGGGGACAGGCUUGCCUCGAGGAGCCCGGCCAGCUUCCUGGGUGAGGACUACCAGGCUGUGGGCCUGCAUAUCUGGAAGGUGGAGAAGCGGCGGGUCAGCCUGCCCAGGGUCCUGUCCACGCCCCCCGUGGCCGGCACCGUGUGCCACGCCUAUGACCGGGAGGUCCACCUCCGCUGCGAACUCACACCAGGGUACUACCUGGCCGUGCCCAGCACCUUCCUGAAGGACGUGCCGGCGCAGUUUCUGCUGCGGGUCUUCUCUAGCGGGAGAGUCUCCCUCAGUGCCAUCAAGUCGGCGGCUGGGAGCCCUGCCCCUGGGGAGGCCCUGCCCGCGGGCGAGUGGGAGACCGUGCAGCUGCGGGGCUCCUGGAGAACCGGCCAGACAGCAGGGGGCAGUAGGAACUUUGCCUCCUACCCGAGCAACCCCUGCUUCCCCCUGUCGGUCCCUGAGGGCCCAGGCCCCCGCUGCGUCCGUGUCACCCUGCGUCAACACUGCCAGGACACCCAGUGCCACCCCAUCGGCUUCCACGUCUUCCAGGUUCCAGGGGCCGGGGGGAGCCAGGCUGCGCCCGGCCUGCUGCUCCAGGAGCCUGUGCUGAGCUGCGUGCCGCAUCGCUACGCCCAGGAAGUGAGCCGGCUCUGCCGCCUGCCAGCGGGGGCCUACCAGGUCGUGCCCUCCACCUACCUGCCGGACACGGAGGGGGCCUUCACGGUGACCAUCGCCACCAGGAUAGACAGGCGCUCCAUUCACAGCCAGGAGAGGCUGGGGCAGCUCCUUCAGGAGGCCUCCUUCAUGGCAGUUAGGAAAACCUAACUGGGUGACCCCCCGUGUCAGCUCUGGCGACUGAAGGUUCCAAGGGGCUCCCUCACCCGGUGCCACCAGCCUCAGCACCGCGGUGACCGCGCAUGCUCGCGGGUCCAGGCGAAGACCCCCCGCCCCGUGGGGCAAGUAGCCCGGGGCACAGCAGGUGCCGCGGGAAGGGCAGGGGAGACCGCACACAGGGCGUCUCUGUUCCACGCGGCUGGAGCUGCAGAGCUUCCCGGCGACCCUGCACAGCGUCUGCGCCUGGCCCCAGAGAGAGGCCCUACAGCAGACGAGAGCAUAGUAUGACAAAUCUUGUUUAGAACUAUUUAUGUGCAACGUUUUUAGGAAGUAACUUUAUAAAUAAACGUUGAGUACUGAACAGUUUACAGACGAGUC